AAAACAAUACAUACAAUGCUUUCCUCAACCAUAUACGCCGCAUCGGUCGAUAACGAUGUCACUUCAGAUAAUAUUUUCAAAAUGCCGAAACCCAAAAAACGACGAAAGCGUCGAAAACGGCGCUCUGCCACUGUACCUGCUAAGACCCCUCCCACUUCCGCUCCAUCUAGAGAAUCCAGCAGUACACUCUCUGUACCCACAGUCUCCAGCACCACCACCACCACCAACGCCAACACUUGCAUGAACACAACAUCACGUCGUCGCACUGUCAACAAAGAGCGACGUUACUUUCAACAUGAUAAUCGUGAAGUCGUCAAAGCGGUAACGGAGAAUGAACUCAACUACGUUGCUGUAGCAAGAAAAUUUAAACCACUUACUCCGUUGCAUAGGAAUAGAGCACAAAAGCAGAAGAAAAUUACGAAAACAUGGCAUAAACAACAACUGAAAUUCCCAAAACGUCAGCAACAACAACCGAAAUUGCUCGCUCCGGAUUGUUCAUCAUCGACCUCUUUGCAUUCAUAUUGCAACUGCGCAUGUAAUGCCACCGCCGCCGCCACCACCACAACCACCACUCUUCAUGCCAAACAUAAACGUCAAAAAAGCAACAAUUACGAAAGCAGCACUUUUCAUAACAAACAAAAUAGCAUGGAACUGCAGCGAAAGCAUCAACAAUCCGUGGCAGUCGAAUCAGCUUUGCUUGUAGAAGAAUUGUUGAGAAAAUUACUAAAUGCUCAACGUAAUAAUGCGAAUGUUGCUACUUCAAUACCAUCUGUAUCGAAUUUAGUGCAACAUUCAGGCAUUACUUCCGUCUCUGCGCCACAAGUACCACUGUUAGAUUCGCUUCUGGGCGAGCACUUUCAGCAUACGACUCGUCUGUGCCAACAGCAGCUUAGGCAUGUCGUUAGUGUUAGAGAGACACAUCAAAUUGCUGAAGCGCAACAAGAAAAGAACGCAAAACUGCGUGAAGCUUUUAAUAUUUCUGAAUAUUUUGUUGAAGGCUCCAGUUUUGAUUCGGAUCGUAAAGCGAAGGAAGAUAUAGCUAAAAGUCUGGCGCUUCAAAAGGAACUAGACUCGCAACGCGAAAGCGCAGCAUCGAGCAGAGAUAAGGAAAAAGAGCAUGGCGAUAAACGACGUUAUGCAUUAGUGCGUAGCCCUUCGCGGGAAAAAGACAAUGUUGUUAGCGGCGGCAACAAAGACGACAGUGAUAAUGAAGCUUAUGAGCAGCAUGUUUCUAAAUCGGAGAAGAAGAAAAAGAAGAAACGUACACGUGAGAGUUCCGCCAGUCCUGAGCGUAAAAGGGAUAAGAAGAAAAAGUCCAAGAAACAUAAAAAAGAAAGUAAAUCGAAGAAGAAGAAGUCGAGAAAACGUAAGUCAAGCGAAUCUGAUUCCGGUGAUUCGGACCAUGCCUCUGAGAAUGAGAAACCUAGCAGUGAUUCGGAGUAUGAAUCGAAGAAGCAACAACGUAAACGCACCAAAAAGGACAAAAAGAAACGCGAUAAGAAGAAGAAGAAGGAACGCACUAGAGCAUUAGAUAAGUCGCGCUCAAGAUCUCCUGAUCGUUUUGUUAAGGAUGACCGAAAGCGUACCGAAGAAAGAUCAUCAAGAAGAGGCGAUCGCAACUCCGCACGGAGUCCAUCUAAAUCCGCCACAAGAAAAUCACUCGAUCGCAGAUCUUCUGAACGCCUUGGUAGGGAAGACCGACGGCGUCGUGAUGAAAGAUCGAAGCAAAACGACAAUCACUCUCCGCGGAAUGUAUCUAAAUCUUCCGCCAGAAAUCCUUUCCGUAGUCGCUCACGUGAACGUGAAACACAGCGUCGUUCGCCCCAAACCUCGCACCGUCGUAAUACAUCAACGGAAAGCCGAAGCCGAGAGUAUUCAAGAGAACGACAUCGAGGCGACGAGCGUGAUCGUCAUGAUAAAUCCGUAGAACGUCGUAGAGAAAUUUCUGCGGAUCGUAACGCACGGCGAAGGAAGCGGCCACGAUCAAUAUCACGUGACGGACGUGGUGGCGCCUCGCUGUCACGUCAAGCGAACGCCUCACGCACUCGUUCACGCUCACGUUCAAAAUCUGUGCGUCGCAAUAAUCGAAGGCGAUCGCCUUCCUCAACUUUUGUUGAUAAUUUGCGUAAACGUACGAUUACACCAACAGUACCACCUCGAAAGGGUGUCGCGGCGUCUGUCUCUCCGACGCGUUCUGAUUCUAGCACAAGAAAGAAUCCCUUCAAUCCUUUUAAAGUUGAUGUACCUCCGCUUGCCGGGUCUGGGUCCAUAAGUGAAGUGCGACCUGGAGCAAACCCAUUUAAGAAUAGCGUGGAUACAGCCAAACCUGUAAAGAUGUCAAGCCGUACUCGAUCACCGUCAGCAGCAAGCAGCAGUCUCAGUCGAGCUGGUAAAGGAAGAUCACGUUCAAAGAAGGAGGAUAUAACGCGCAUAAGUCGAGAUAAAUCGCACUUGAAUGAACGAUCAUCUUCAGUGCGGUCAUCACGUUCAAAUAGGGAUGAUGGAGUGAAGAAAAACGAAAAGCAAUAUAACAGAGAGCGUUCGCGUGAAUGCAGAAUGUCGCCUGUUCAGCGCCGCUCAGCGCAUCGGGCAGAGUCUGAAUUUAGGAAAGAACAAUCACGUGAGCGUAAAACUGCUAAAGCUCGUCAACGUUCGGGUUCUCGUUCUAUGCGGAAUUCCAAAGAACGAGAACUUUCACAUGCUCAUGAAAAAUCAUCCUUGUCUCGACGUUCUACAUCUCGCGCUGACCGCGAAGUUGAGAAACGGAGAAAGGUUUCCCGUGAGCGAUCUUCCGAACUACGUCUCGUCCGUGAAAUAACGGAAAGGGAGCGAUCGCGCGAACGGCGAGUAAUGCGUGAUAAUCGAUCCGAACGCCGAAGAUCUAGAGAACAACACGUUGACUCAACACGCGCAUCAUCACAGAAAUUAUCUCCAGCACGACGCCGUCGUUCACACUCUCCGCUAGCAGCGACAGCAAAUAAAGGCGCUGCCUCUCCAACGCGUUCACCAACUAGAAAACGUUCAAGAAACGUUGCUUCUCCGCCAUCCAAAUUCCGUGAAGAAAUUGAAACUGCGCCUCUACGUCGUUCGCCAUCACGUAAUUCUUCGGAACUAAGUUACUCGCCGGCACAACGUAAUCCUGAGCGUUACCGCGACAUUCUUGAAGCAAAAGAAAAAGGUAAAGGUAAGGAAAAGCCAGUGAUAUUAGAACAGGAAUCGAAAAAGCGCAAUGCUGAAGUCGAAGCAUUGCCGCAUGAUGCACAUAAAGUACGAAACGUGCCCGAAGACUCGGCAACUAACGAUCCAGAAAACCGUGAACGAAGUGGACGAAUCAAAGAGCGUGCAACGAGCAACAGUAGCCAUACACAGGCUAUGGAACGUGAUCGAGAUCUAGACCGUGAUAGUCAACGUGAUGCCGAUCGAAAUGGUCGUCCACGCAGUAAAGAAAAACGGACCAGGGAACACAAACGCGAACGCGAGACUCGAGACGCCUGUAGUACUAAACGCGCUAAGCCUAUAUCGGGACCAGUGGUGCGUUUGCAAGGGCAAAGUGAGGAUGAAAAUGAUGCAGACGAUCGCACCGAAAAGGUGUCUGCCUCACUCGACGAAUUCCAAGAAACAAGACGAGGACGGGAACUAAAAGACUUAGAAAUGCUGGAACAGCUAAAAACGGAUAUAGCCGCCAAGGCAAAGGAAAAAUUGAAGUCGAUUGAGAAAAUGAACACUGGCCAAGGAGGAAGCAUUGGUAGUGAACCUCUGGUGGCGGCUCUAGCCGAUAGUACACUCGUCGAUACAAUCGUCUCCAAGGUAUCAACAGCUACAGUGGCGGCAGCAGAAAGUGCAGCACGUCGAAGUCGCAGCCGUUCACGGCGUAGCCGAAGCCGCAGCCGCAGUCGCCCACGACGCGAGGGAGGUGCUGCAGGAGGAACAAACCGUCGGCAUUCCACCAGCCGUUCGCGUUCAUCGCAUUAUUCGUCGUCGAGCAGUCGCAGCCACACCCGUACUCGCAGUCAUAGCCAUCGAAGUUCACGUUCUCGCACACAUUCACAUUCUUCGCAUUCGAGCUGUUCGACGCGAAGUAGUUCACGAAGCUCAUCAAGCUCCGGCAGUUCCGGUUCCUCACGUACUGGCUCGCGAUCACCAUCGAUUCCGCGAAGACGCGGGUCGCCCAGCUUUCUAGACCGCCGACGCAUAACCAGCGCUCGCAAACGUCCGAUUCCUUAUCACCGAAAAACACCAUCGGAUGCUUCGAGUUACUGUUCGAGCUGCUAUAGUCGCGAAAGUUCGCCACAUUCACCAUCGCGCUCACCCACGCGCAGCAGCCACAGUCCGUCGACGGCAUUUUGAGGUUUAAAGAAGAAACUUAUUAAAGUUUUACAAAACAUCACCUAAGAGUGCGACUCAGAGGUUAACUGCAACCGUGAUGAUAUGGGUUAGAGAAAACGCUCAAGCUCCAAGCAUGAGUAACUAGUUUUGUUAAAGUAUGCUGAUAUUUCGAAAAUGAUCAUAAUACUUAUUGCAUAAGCAUAGAUACACCACAGAAAGUAAACGCUGCUAGUCAAGGCUUUGUUAUUUUUUAAAAGCAAUUGUUUUGUUUUAUUGAGAAUUUGGGUACUACAUACACUAAUAUUUAUUAAAAUUCACAAAACUUAGAUUAAAAUGUAUAACUAGUUCAGUUUAAAAUGUGCAUACAUAAGUUAAAUUCUAAUUUAGCGAUAAGUCCAUUUAUUGUAAAUUAUGUAGAAAUAAGUGAACCCUAUAAUAUUGAAAAUAUACAUUAUAUGUUACAAAGAU
Molecule: messenger RNA, 4794 nt
Organism: Anastrepha obliqua
Lineage: Eukaryota; Metazoa; Arthropoda; Insecta; Diptera; Tephritidae
Gene: Srrm234
Product: serine/arginine repetitive matrix protein 2
Exons: 10
Coding region: 16-4347 (1443 amino acids)
Source: RefSeq, a predicted model, not a curated record